Lutra lutra (Eurasian river otter) is the source of this 3294-nucleotide messenger RNA. RefSeq names its product Wnt family member 3 (gene WNT3). Gene Ontology annotation, cellular component: extracellular region. The transcript is spliced from 6 exons. NCBI's taxonomy places the organism in Eukaryota, Metazoa, Chordata, Mammalia, Carnivora, Mustelidae. The record is from RefSeq and is a predicted model, not a curated record. Gene Ontology annotation, biological process: cell fate commitment; multicellular organism development; neuron differentiation. The coding region runs from base 102 to 1403 and encodes 433 amino acids. Gene Ontology annotation, molecular function: frizzled binding; cytokine activity.
AAAGUCAUUUCCAAUCUCAAGUGGACUUUGUUCCAACUAUUGGGGGCGUCGCUCCCCCUCUUCAUGGUCGCGGGCAAACUUCCUCCUCGGCGCCGCUUCUAAUGGAGCCCCACCUGCUCGGGCUGCUCCUCGGCCUCCUGCUCUGUGGCACCAGGGUCCUCGCCGGCUACCCAAUUUGGUGGUCCCUGGCCCUGGGCCAGCAAUACACAUCCCUGGGCUCGCAGCCCCUGCUCUGCGGCUCCAUCCCGGGCCUGGUCCCCAAGCAGCUGCGCUUCUGCCGGAAUUACAUUGAGAUCAUGCCCAGCGUGGCCGAGGGCGUGAAACUGGGCAUCCAGGAGUGCCAGCACCAGUUCCGGGGCCGCCGCUGGAACUGCACCACCAUAGACGACAGCCUGGCCAUCUUUGGGCCCGUCCUGGACAAAGCCACCCGCGAGUCAGCCUUCGUGCACGCCAUCGCCUCUGCCGGUGUGGCCUUCGCCGUCACACGCUCCUGUGCUGAGGGCACCUCCACCAUCUGUGGCUGUGACUCGCACCACAAGGGACCGCCUGGCGAGGGCUGGAAGUGGGGCGGCUGCAGCGAGGACGCCGACUUCGGGGUGCUCGUGUCCCGGGAGUUCGCAGACGCGCGCGAGAACAGGCCAGACGCACGCUCGGCCAUGAACAAGCACAACAACGAGGCGGGCCGCACGACCAUCCUGGACCACAUGCACCUCAAGUGCAAGUGCCACGGGCUGUCUGGCAGCUGCGAGGUCAAGACCUGCUGGUGGGCCCAACCCGACUUCCGCGCUAUCGGCGACUUCCUCAAGGACAAGUACGACAGUGCCUCGGAGAUGGUGGUGGAGAAACACCGUGAAUCCCGCGGCUGGGUGGAGACCCUCCGUGCCAAGUACGCGCUGUUCAAGCCGCCCACCGAGAGGGACCUGGUCUACUACGAGAACUCCCCCAACUUCUGUGAGCCCAACCCCGAGACGGGCUCCUUUGGCACCAGGGACCGGACUUGCAAUGUCACCUCCCACGGCAUCGAUGGCUGCGACCUGCUGUGCUGUGGCCGCGGCCACAACACGAGGACGGAGAAGCGGAAGGAGAAAUGCCACUGCAUCUUCCACUGGUGCUGCUACGUGAGCUGCCAGGAGUGCGUCCGCAUCUACGAUGUGCACACCUGCAACUGUCCAAGACACCCAAGUUUCCACGGCCAAAGCAGGAAGCCAGGAUUUCCCCGAGCGUCUGUGGGGAUGGUCCCUGGGCAGCUUUGGGCGGAUUACGCAAAGGCACUGGGAACGGGUGAAGUGUGUGGCUGGGCAGAUUCACCGAAGUCCCGUGGGAAAGCAGGACCUGGAGCCGGGCUCAGCCCUCAGCACCAGGCAGCCAGGAACCCGGACUGUUGCCAGACGCCCGUGCGGUAAAUGACCUGGACCCGAGCUGCCCGCUGCUGGGGAGGCCUCCCUCGCCCUCUCUCUUAAGUUUCUCACCCUGCUGUGGAUGGUGUGUGGUUUUUAAAGAAGGGGCUUUCUUUUUAGUUCUUUAGGGUCUGAUAGGAACAGACCCCAGGCUUAUCUUUGCACAUGUUAAAGAAAAUAAAAAUGGAAAAAAAAAAUUCUACUCCGACAGAACAGGCUGGGCUGCCGUGAGCUCUCUGCCUGGUGGUGAAGACCUCGGCUGGGGCAAGAUUCUCUUUCCAGAAGGCGUCUCCUGGUGCCAUGCAAGAUGCCUGUGUGGUGGGCGUUAUGAAGUAGGACAGAGCCCAGCAGUCUCCUUUUCUCUGUCUCCUUCUGCUCAGAUCUGAUAGACCUCCACAUUCUCACGAAAGCCAUAGGGUUAGCUAGGAUCCAGUGGGAGGGAGGCCCAAAGCAAUUGUGGGGGUGGGCUUGGGAGUCCUGAAGAAUCAGGAGCUCUGGGUGGCCUGGCAGGCUGUUGGAAGAGCGGCUGGGUCUUGUUCUCAGUCUCGCUUCCUCUGCAGCCCUGUUCCGCACUUGAGGCCCUUGUGAACCACAGUCCCAGCGCCUGGUCUCCUGCUCCCCUUCCUCGCUGUCUACCAGGAAUGCAGGGCAGGGCUUGGGGGCUUUUUUUUUUUUUUUUUAAAGGAUGAACCGAUGUAAAUAGGUUAUGUUUAAGGGGGUGUGAGCCUUCUGCAGCUCCAUUGGGCUUCCUAAUGAAAGAAGCGGUAUCUUUAGAAGGGGCCAUUCACUCCCUCCCAGCCCUGCUCCCUGGCAGAUUCCCCACCCAAACAACUCCAGGGAGAGCAGCUGGGAGUCUAGGUCGCCUGGGUAGAAAUCAGACAAAGGGUCAGAGACAGAGCAGCGGCCGAUUCCUGAUGUUCCAACUUGGUGACUUGUAGCUAGGGAGGAUAACAUGGCUCCUUAGUUCCCUCUCCGAUAAAGACCUGUCUUCCGGCCUCCUUUCCCUCCUUUGGCCUGUGCGGGUAAAAGAGAAACGCAGAGUUCUUUAACACACACCUGCUGGCCUCACCUGUGUGCAGAGAGCCCGCCAGUCCACGAAGUUCCCAAGUAUCUGGAGGAGGUGUUCUAAGGCGGGCAAGCAGUCACUUGCUCCCUCCGGUAAAACCUCUCUCCGCUGAGCUCCCCGUGCUCCACGCAGGUCCUCUCAAGAGUCCUGAACGGAGGCCAGUGGAUCAGACAGCACAAACCCAGGCCACAGCUCUGUCUUAGGGAGAAUCAGGAAGAAGAGAGGCGGCAGGGAUAGAGACGGGAAAAGAGUUGUUUCUUCCUUUCUUUAGUCCCUUCUCUCUUUGGUCUAACACUGACCUCAGCUGUUGGGUCAAGUGAUCUUCCUGCUCUACUCAGGCAGGCUUGCCAAGACCGUCUAGAAGCCAUGCCCGCACUCUUGAAUCUGUGGGCAACGAGCCCGGCUACAGAUACACCUCCCAUCCCCUGUCCGGAGAGUCCGAAAUGCCCCUCCCCAUCUCACCUUAGACUGAAAAGUUUUCAAUCAUGUCAACCGGAUAAUGCUUGCUUUAUGUGAGAAUUAUUUCAGCAGAAUGGAUACAAAUUUUCAGAACAGUCUUUUCAUAUCUAUGUAUUCUAUAUUAAAAGUGAUAAAGUCAUGUUUCUGGGGCGUAUUCAAGUAGCUGACAAGUAAUUAUUUAAUAAUAGUACACUGAGCACAUUGUAAUUAUUCUCGCCGUAGUCAGGUAAUAGUAUCCAACCGAAAUUUCCUACCGACCUGCUGUAUCCAAAGUUUUGUAAAAAGUUGUAGAAGUUGUUGAUCUUUUUGAUUUUAUAUUCAAAAAGUCUCUUUUUAUAAAUAUUAUUUAUUAUACAAUGUAUAUACCUUUGA